AGAACACAGUUGUUAUGAGUAAAGACCCAAAUGUAGCCCAAUCACAACAGGAAGAUGAUCUAGCUAAAGCAAUCGCACUUUCACUACAAGAUGAAGAGGAAGGUCCCAGUCAGAAAACAACCAGUCUGUAUCCUACUGGGUUUUCUAUGGGAUGGGCUUCAGGAGGCGGAGCUCCAAGAGUGAGGGUAGUGAGGAAGGUGAGGGCAUUGUAUGACUUUGAGGCAGUGGAGGAUUAUGAGUUAACCUUCCAUGCUGGAGGACUCAUCAGUGUACUUGAUGACAGUGACCCUAACUGGUGGAAAGGUUUUAGUCAGAGACGAGAGGGCUUGUUCCCGGCUAACUUUGUUACAGCAGACCUGUCAGUGGAACCAGAAAAACAUAUGUAUAAUGUUUAUAUAUCAUGCUGCUGUAUAUUGUAAAAUGUUGUAUUUCUAUUACAAAUCAUCAUAAACAAGCCUUGUAACAAAAC
Molecule: messenger RNA, 469 nt
Organism: Ruditapes philippinarum (Manila clam)
Lineage: Eukaryota; Metazoa; Mollusca; Bivalvia; Venerida; Veneridae
Product: signal transducing adapter molecule 1-like
Exons: 4
Coding region: 15-419 (134 amino acids)
Biological process (GO): protein transport to vacuole involved in ubiquitin-dependent protein catabolic process via the multivesicular body sorting pathway
Cellular component (GO): ESCRT-0 complex
Molecular function (GO): protein binding
Source: RefSeq, a predicted model, not a curated record